GCACCAAAUCAGUAUCGACGAAGAAGAAGGCAUCCGUGGAGUCAUGUAAUCAUAACCAAGACCAAGGUUAUACAGAGGAUACAGAUGGAAAAUAUGAGCACGUUUUGAAAGUUAUCACCCUAUCAAGCUCAGGUCGAGAUGAAUGUCCCCUGUUUCUUGUCCUCUGCUGCCCGGAGUUUCAUCCUGCCUUGUCCUGCUGCAGGUCUGCUCUGCUGCCAGCUGCUGAGCUCAGGAACAAGAAGAAGUAUGUCCUCCAAAAGGCAGAUGGAUCAUCUGGAGAGAACCUCAAACAACACGAGACAAAAUGCUCUGUACCCGGCUCAAGUGUGCAGCAUCAUGAAUGAAUCAGAGACGGUGAAACGUCUGAGACUGGCAGUCCACCCAGACUUCAGCUUCAGGGCGGGCCAGUGGGUGGACUUCUUCAUCCCUGGUGUGGAGACGGUCGGAGGUUUCUCCAUGUGCUCCAGUCCAGGUUUGCUACAGAGGGAGGGUGUCGUCGAACUGGCCGUCAAAUACACCAAACACCCUCCAGCACACUGGGUCCACACCAUGUGUACAGUCGGGUCUCGGGUGGCCAUGCGUGUCGGAGGAGACUUCUUCUUUGACCCGUCACCUUCUGACGCAGCUGUGGAUCUGCUGCUGGUGGCCGGCGGUGUAGGGAUCAACCCCUUAUACUCCAUCCUGCUGCACACCACAGAUCUGCUCCAUCUCAACCAGGCAUCUGGUGGGCGGGACUACAACAUAGGCUCCGCCCACCUUUGCUACAGUGCUAAGAACACACAGGAACUGCUUUUUAAGAGCUCCAUCAUCGAGGCGUGUCGGGAGUUCCCUGACAAGUUCUCCUGUGACUUCCACGUCACGCAACAGAGCACAGAUGUCGACCCGCACCUCCAGCCAUUCCUCAACCGUGGGAGGAUCACAGAGGAGAAGCUGCGGGCUCAUGUGGACCCACAGAGGACUUUGUGCUUCCUAUGCGGGCCUCCGCCCAUGAUUGAAGCUAUUUCAAAAACCCUGGUUGACCUAGGCCUCCCGAAAGACAGAAUCCUUUUUGAGAAGUGGUGGUAGAACCUGAGGGUGUCCUCCUCCUCCUGCUGGUGCUCCUUUCUCAGUCAGAGGAAGGAGGAUGUUUGGAGGUGUGGUGAGAAUGAGAGCAUCUGGAAUUUUCCACUCAUGUGGAUAAUAAUGAGAGCUGAAGAGCUGCAGGAAAUUCACCCUCCGCUCCUGCUGCUGUAACCUGUGCCUGCUCUGUGAUGGAGCUCUGGGGCCGCCCACUCUUUAUCCAGCAGCUGACUCACAAAGACAAAAGAGAGGAUUUUUAUUUCUUAAAAUCAGAAACGGACGACUGUACAGACUAAAACAUCAACUUUGGAACGAUAUUCCUCAGCUCACUGCCUUGAUUAAUAUUGCCAGGAUUGUGGCAGAAACAACGGGACAUUUUUGUUGCACAUUUUUAAAUCUAAUCUUCCAGCCUUUACAUUAUGUUUGCCUGAGGAUCUGCUCAUUGGUUAAACCAGGGAUGUUACUAGCUGACUAAUGAUGUAGUUUGUUAACUGAAUUUAGAUGUAACAGCUUGUCUGAAUGGAAGAAAAACACCCAGAAAGCGGACAUUUUUUAUCACAGUUAUUUACAUAUGAAUAUAUUUGGUGUAUAACCAGUGUCACAUAGGUUUGAAUAGUGUCCCUAACAGUAGCGGUACAACAGCAACCUUUGGUUCUCGUUGCAAGUUAAUGCCCACAUGCUUGUGCUGGAUGGUGUUGUACAUUGCUCUGGUCUGUCAUCACUUCAGCCUGACGCAGCCUUUAUAUAACUUAAUCUCUGCUCCAUUCAUUGUGUUUGUUAAUCUCUAGGCCAAUGGUUCUGAACUGGUGUAGCAUCAGGAACCACCACCAUCUCCUUCAUGACAAAUCGGGACCCUAACUAAAUUUUCUAACCAAAUUUUUUAAAUGCAGAAUGUUGCAUUUUGAACCUUAGAUGGAACGAAAAAUGUGAUAGAAUAAAUAGAUAAAGACAUCAUUGAAAAUAAAAGCACAACAGAAAUAUAUGCCACUAAUUUUUUUACGAGGCACACAUUUGCAACCCAAUAAAAAUGGCUCCACAACCAACUUUUGGGUCCAGACCAGUUGAGAAUCAAGGCAGUAGGGCCAGAAGAGUGGAUUUCUUUAAACCAGAGCUACACUCAGACUAUGGCUGAAGUCCUGACCCAUGGCAGAUGGCUGCGUUGCAGUUUGAGCUAGGACUGACAAUGUCAGCAUAGAAAAAUCUGAAUAUAAUCUUUAAUUGACUGGUAAUUCUGAUAUCAGCUUGUGCAUAUCCCGAGGUUAACUCCAAACUUUUAUUGUACCUAUGCAAGCAUUUCUUCCAGCAGUAAUUUGACAGUUUUGGAAAAUACACUUAUUUUCUCCACGACAAGAGUCAGAUAUAAAGAUUAUUAGCAUUAUUGUAAGCAUAGGCUUGGUGUUAAGUUAAAGGAUAAAAAUAGGUAUGAAGCUCUUUCCAACUACUACCAAUUUAACAUUUAAGCUAACUGCAGGUUAAGAAGGAAUACUCAUGCUUAUAGUGUUGAAUAUCAGCCAGUAUGGAGCACCGAUCUGGUACCGGUGUGAACUUUUUGGACUGUGCAGUGAAAAAACGGUCACAUUAUUUUAGCCCUACAGUGAAGUCAGAACAUGACUCAACAAACACAGUGGCAAUGUACAGCCUCUUUGUUAUACUUAAAUUUGUUUUUCCUGCUAAUUAUUUCGAGUUUUACGGCUAGAUAUAAGGAUAGCAAUGAUACCGAGGGCCACAUCACAUCAUUUAAAGACCCUGUAAAGUGAACUCCAAAGUUUUUGUCUUAACACUCUAGAUAUGCUGGCAUAAGGUUGCUGUAAACAUGUGAAAACACUGAGAUCUACAUGUAACUUAAUUCUGGAUUUAAAUGUUUUUUACCUCUUUCCCGGCUGGGUUUAAUUUGGGCGGGGCAAAUAUGUGGGCUGGUGAUGUCACAGGCCCACAAUGGGGAAUAACCCCACCCCCAAAAGCUGCAAUAAUAUAACAUCCCAGAGCAGUUUGUCCCAGUACAGUCUGUUAGCUGAUGUCACGGCCUUCAAUGAAAGUCUCUUAAUGUUAGCAAUGUUGCAUAAUACAGUUAGUUUUUGACAACUUAGACAGGGAUAAAGCCUUGAUGAUGAAGCUGCUAGCUUUUUCUACAUAUUUAGAGAUCAGGUUUAAAUGUGCUCAUGAUCUUUCCAUCUUACUCUAAGCUCAUGAUCUUUCCAUCUUACUCUAAGCUCAUGAUCUUUCCAUCUUACUCAAAAGUGUAUUUUUGAAAAUGUGACUUACUGCUUUUACGUCUUUAGAAUACAGAGAAUCAGGGCGAUAAGUUUGUAUUGUUGUUCUACACUCUACGUAAGUGUUUGAUGAUUGUUUUUCAUUUCAGAUACCUCCAACAUUUGAUGAAAUGUUUUUAGAAAUGUUGUAUGUAUAUUUAAUGAAAUAACUUAUUUUCAGAGCUGCUGAUUUUUAGUCGAGUUACUUUGGAGCGAACGUUCACAGACUUCACACUUGGCUUAUUUUAAGAGUCAAACACUACUCAGACACAUUCUCCCCCAUAUUGGCCAGUCUCCAUGCCUGUUUUACUCACUCUUACAUGCCUAUCUCACACGCACACUUGUACUCAAUCACACCCAUCCUCAUACCCAUAAACAUGCUGAAGUAAGUAUCCCAUGGUGCACUGUAAUGGAACCUCCAGGUGGUCUCUGAUUGGCUUGGAUCACUGAACAUCCCUCGGAGAUGGUAGCGAGCUUCUCGUUGUCGUCUCUCAGCGGGGAGGUCGCGCUCUUGAGACUCAUUUUCGAGUUGUUUCUGCAUUUCUUCCUCGUAUGAGGAAAUAAAGAAAAUUGAGUCAAUCUGUCUCAAA
Molecule: messenger RNA, 3898 nt
Organism: Cheilinus undulatus (humphead wrasse)
Lineage: Eukaryota; Metazoa; Chordata; Actinopteri; Labriformes; Labridae
Gene: oxnad1
Product: oxidoreductase NAD-binding domain containing 1
Exons: 8
Coding region: 139-1065 (308 amino acids)
Cellular component (GO): mitochondrion
Molecular function (GO): oxidoreductase activity
Source: RefSeq, a predicted model, not a curated record